AUGUUCCUUUUGAUAUUAACGUGUCUCGUAGGCGCAGUGGUUAGUGAUCCGUCGAAAACUCAGUGCUGUUCUCAGAACACGGUUUUAGCUGACGGCGAAGCAUUCUGCGUGGAUAAAAAUGGGGACAAGACACCAGUAAAUAUAAACAAUUGUAAUUCAGUUGUACAGUUGACUGAUUACAAUUUCACAGUGAACGACGACGAUACAGCAUACAUUACUCUGAACGAUGAGAAUUAUCUCCAAGAAGUCGAUACAUUCUGUGUAGCCAACAAGACUACAAAUUAUUCGGGACCUGUUUUCGUGCUUUGUGCUUUCGAAGAGGAAGUAAUCAUAAGCGAAGACAUACUCGGUUAUUGUAUGAUUGUGUCCGCGGUUUUUCUCGCAUUGACGGCCGUCGUUUACAUUAUAUUGCCUAGUAUAAGGGACCUUCAAGGAAAGAGUAUAAUCUCUUUCUGUAUCAGCUUGACAAUCGGACUAAUGAUAUUGGGAAUCAUGAAAUUAACCUCAUACUCCGAUAUGAACUUAUGUGCCGUUAGAGGUUUUCUAGUCUACUUCUUCGUCACAGCGAGCUUCUUUUGGAUGAACGCGAUAUCUAUACAAAUUCUAUUUCGAAUCAAGAGACCCAACGUGCCAGACUAUAGUUGGCGGACAUUUAAAUGGUACGCAAUAUAUGCAUGGGGAACCCCCGCCCUUAUUACGAUAGCCAUGGUCAUAGUGAACUACCACCCUGGCAAACACCAGAAGCCGGGUAUCGGAUUGAACACGUGUUGGUUUUACAACAAUAGACAACAGUGGUAUUACAUGUACAGCGUUAUGACCGUCCUAAUCGCGGUUAACAUAUGUAUAUUCGUCUAUCUAUCUGUUAUUCUGUGGAGGCACACAUUUUUGUCAACACACGUGAAAGAACUCCGCUAUAAGUUCACGAUGACAUUGAGACUAUUUAUUAUUAUGGGAUUACCUUGGAUUUUCGAAAUGAUCAGCACGUUCUUCGAAAAACAUAUAGUCUGGGCGAUAUUAGAUCUAUUCAACUUGCUGCAAGGUCUGUUGGUCUUCAUAGUGCUUGUAGCACUCAGAAAGCGUGUGAUCAAAGCUCUAUAUAAGCAAGGACUCUUGGACUGCGUAUCCGGACCGGUCGAAAAGUUUCUGGCAGUUGGCGAAGACGACGAAGAUGUUAUUCAACAUACUAUCGAUGUGCCUUUAGAAGAUCAUAGAUAA
Messenger RNA from Leptosia nina, 1215 nucleotides. The record is from the annotation of a GenBank genome assembly. Lineage: Eukaryota; Metazoa; Arthropoda; Insecta; Lepidoptera; Pieridae.